Messenger RNA from Trichechus manatus latirostris (Florida manatee), 737 nucleotides. RefSeq names its product 60S ribosomal protein L37a-like. The record is from RefSeq and is a predicted model, not a curated record. Lineage: Eukaryota; Metazoa; Chordata; Mammalia; Sirenia; Trichechidae. Gene Ontology annotation, biological process: translation. Gene Ontology annotation, molecular function: structural constituent of ribosome. The transcript has a single exon. Gene Ontology annotation, cellular component: ribosome.
UUGGGCUUGGAGCUAGUUUGCAGCAACAUGGCUGAAUACACCAACAAGGUCAGACUAAGCAGUGAAUAUGGGAAAUGUUAUGGCGCCUCUCUCAGGAAAACGAUGAAGAAAACUGAAAUCAGCCAGCAUGCCAAGUACACUUGCUCCUUCUGUGACAAAAUCAAAAUGAAGAGAUGAGCUGGGGGGAUCUGACACUGUAGUUCCCGCUUGAAAACAGGAUCCGGUGGUGCCUGGCCCUGCAACACCACCUUUGCCAUCAUGGUAAAGUCUGCGAUCAUAAGACUGAGGGAACUGAAGGAGCAGUGGAAGCCCCACCAUUUGAAACAUCUCUAACCUACAGCAAACGGGUUAAUUUAUGUAACAACAGGAAUAAAAAAAAAAUAGUACGUGUUGAUGGAAAGAAAUGUAAACAUGACAGAGGUAUAUAAAGGGGAAAAAAAUUUCCCUCCUCAAUCCCCAUGUCUCUUCCCAUGCCUGUUUUUAAAGAGUUAUUACUAUUAACAGCUAAUGUGUAUCUCCUCAGUCCGUAUCACUUUACAACCCACUCAUUGCCCUUGAGUCAAUUCCGACUCAUAGCGACCCUACAGGACACAGCAGAACUGCCCCAUAGGGUUUCCUAGGCUGUAAUCUUUACAGAAGCAGACGGCCACAGCUUUCUCCCGAGGAGUGGUUGGUGUUUUCUAACCACUGACCUUUCGGUUAGCAGCUGAGUGCUAAACCACCGCACCAUCGGGGCU